This is a messenger RNA of Panicum hallii, 2434 nucleotides long. RefSeq names its product exocyst complex component EXO70B1. Bases 150 to 2132 code for a protein of 660 amino acids. Gene Ontology annotation, biological process: exocytosis. NCBI's taxonomy places the organism in Eukaryota, Viridiplantae, Streptophyta, Magnoliopsida, Poales, Poaceae. Gene Ontology annotation, cellular component: exocyst. Gene Ontology annotation, molecular function: phosphatidylinositol-4,5-bisphosphate binding. The transcript has a single exon. The record is from RefSeq and is a predicted model, not a curated record.
UCCGCUCCUCGUCUCCUCUCCCCCACAACCACCACCACCCCGAGGGAAGCCGCGUGGAGCCCUCGUCCAGAUCGGAGCCAGCUCGCCGGGCGAUGCCGCUCCAGCCGCGGGAGUAGCCCGUCUUUGCCCGCCCACCGACCUCAGGAGCGAUGGCGGAGGACGGCGAGGAGAAGCUGCUCGCCACAGUGCAGCACAUCGUGCAGACGCUGGGGAGCAGCGACACCAUGACGGAGGACAUCCUCAAGGUCUUCUCCAACUACGACGGCCGCCUCUCGCUCGACAAGCUCUACGCCGCGCGCGCCGCCGCGGCCGCGGCCGCGUCCGGCGGCGGCGGCGGAGGAGCGGGGGGAAUCGGAGGGGAGCACUCGAUGCCCGCGUCCCCGCCGCUGCCCCCACCGCCUGCGGCGGCGGCGGCCGGGGUGUCGGCCGCGGGGGCCAGGCCGCCGGUGACGUCCAUGGAGCGCACCGUGCGCACGCUGGACCGCCAGAUCUCGCAGUUCGUAGCCAUGGACCGGCUGAUUUGGGCGGACUCCGCCGACGCGGAUGCGUUCCUGGAGGCGGUCGACGACCUCAUCGGCACCGUGCAGGAGCUCGACGCCGCGGGGACCAACCGCGCCCUGCUCGACCGCGCGGACGAGCUGCUCAGCCGGUGCAUGGCGCGGAUGGAGGACGAGUUCCGGGCGCUCAUAGAGCGCCCCGACGACGCGGCCCCCGUGGUGCCCGGCGGGUUCGGGUCGGAUGCGAGCGACGAGGAGGACGACUUCGGCGGCGGGGACGGCUACGGCGACGAGCCGAUUCCGAUCGCCAAGCCGGUGACGGACUACGACGUCGUCAUCGACGCUCUCUCACCGGGCUCCAUCGCCAACGUGCACCAGAUCGCCAAGAGGAUGGUGGACGCCGGCUUCGGCCGUGAGUGCGCCGAGGCAUACGCCGAGGCGCGCCGCAGCUUCGUCGACGAGAGCGUUGCGCGCCUCGGCAUCCGCCCCCGCACCGCCGAGGAGGUCCAUACCUCAGCCUGGGAGGAGCUCGAGUUCGACAUCGCCCGCUGGAUCCCGGCCUUCAAUAUGGUGUUCCGCAUCCUGAUUCCGAGCGAGCGCCGCCUCUGUGACCGCGUUUUCGACGGCCUCGCCCCCUUCGGAGACCUUGCCUUCAUUGCCGCCGUGCGCACCCAGGCGUUGCAGCUCAUAUCGUUCGGCGACGCUAUCUCUUCAUCAAGCCGCGCUCCGGAGCGCCUCUUCCGCGUUGUUGACAUGUACGAGGCUGUGCGUGACAUCCUUCCUGACCUUGAUCCUGUGUUCUCCGACCCGUACUCUGCUACACUCCGCGCAGAGGUCUCGACGAUGUGCAACACACUGGGGUCCUCAAUCAAAGGUAUAUUUAUGGAAUUGGAGAACCUCAUCCGCCGUGACCCUGCCCGAGUUGCUGCCCCUGGUGGUGGCAUACACCCAAUCACUCGGUAUGUUAUGAACUAUCUCCGUGCUGCGUGUGGGUCGCGGCAGACAUUGGAGGAGGUGAUGGAAGGUGACUUGGGGGCUAAUGGAGGAGCGCCUGUGGCUGUUGACCCUGACCGCCCCACCUCAUCGCUUGCUGUGCACAUAGCAUGGAUCAUGGACGUUCUUCACAAGAAUUUGGAUACAAAGUCUAAGAUUUACCGUGAUCCGUCACUUGCUUCUAUCUUCUUGUUGAACAAUGGCAAGUACAUCAUACAGAAGGUGAAUGACAGUGAGUUAGGUGUUUUACUUGGUGAUGAGUGGAUCAAGCAGAUGACAACUAGAGUUCGCCGGUGGAGCGUGGAUUAUCAGCGGACAACAUGGGGCAAGGUUACAACUGUGCUGCAAACUGGUAGUCCAGGCAUUGGUGGACUCCCAGCCAAGGCGAUGCUGCAGAAAUUGCGUAUGUUUAAUACAUACUUUGAGGAGAUCUUUGCGACACAAUCAGAAUGGGUGAUAGCAGAUGAACAGCUAAGGGUGGACAUUAGGGCAGCAGUGGAGGAUUCAGUGAUGCCAGUUUAUGCCUCUUUAAUUGCCAAGUUGAAGUCUUCUCCUGAAACUGGGCGUGAUUGGUUCAUCAAAUACACCCCAGAAGAUGUUGUAGCCCGCAUCCGUCACUUGUUUGAAGGAGCAGCAAAGUGAUAAAUUAAUCGGUAACCUGUUAUGUGGCAGCUUCUGCUCUAUUAAAUUCUUCAAGAUGCUAUAUGGAUUUUGGGUUCGUGGUUAAUAUCUGGUAGUCACAUAUGAUGCUGCUGUUGGCUCAACUUGCAAUGAAGUUAUGGAGUUCAGCAAAUGUAGGUCUGUGUGUCUGUAUCAAUCAGUAGCGUAAUUAUGUUGUAACAAUAUUAGGGCUCCAUUCUGUUUCAAACUCUACUUUAAUUUAACCCCAUUAAGUGUUAUGUGUGAAAUUCAUCAAGUUUGUGCUCAACCUUCUGAAAUUCUAA